GAGGGAAUAGGCGUCGAAGCUUUGAAUACACUGAAAGAAGGAAGUGGAGAGUAAAGGGUUGCAUGAUGUAGACUUCAUACAGGAAGGAGACAUAAAGAGACAACUACAACACAACAGACAGGGAGAAAUUUAUAAAACCACCCAUGACAGAAACAAUAACGACGGAAUGACAAAAUACGACGGACGAGGGGAGUCCAGGAAGUUUGACCCAAACUUCAAAGGGCCAAUUUACAACAGGGGCUGCACAGAUAUCCUCUGCUGUAUUCUCUUCAUCUUAGCCUUGUUCGGGUACUUUGCCGUGGGCAUCCUCGCCUGGUCUCAGGGUGACCCCAGGAAAGUGAUCUACCCCACAGACAGCAGGGGGCAGUUCUGUGGACAAGCUGGAACACCUCUGGAGAAGAAGCCUCUUCUGUUCUACUUCAACAUCUUGAAAUGUGCCAGUCCUCUGGUGCUGCUGGAGUUCCAGUGUCCCACCACACAGUUAUGUGUGGAAAGCUGUCCUGACAGGCAUUUGACAUUGGUGAAAGCCAAGCUAAACAGCAAAGAUCAUGAAUACUACAAACAAUACUGUAAGGAAGGAGUGGACUUUGCCAAAUUGAGUCCUCCUGAGAUUUUGAGGGAUAGUUUGUGUCCGGCCAUGCUGAUGCCCAGUAAACCCUUCACCCGUCGCUGCCUUCCUGCCCUGGGAACGAUGAAAGGCGGAGUGGUGGUGGUGGGCAAUGAGACCACUUUUGAUGACGGAGAAGGCACCACCGUCAAUGCCACAGAUGUGCUAGAAGCAUCCAAGAAGUCAAAUGUGGUUGUUGAAGCUCGCCAGGUGGCCAUGAGAAUCUUUGAGGACUACACGCAGUCUUGGCACUGGAUAUUACUUGGCUUGGUGAUCGCCAUGGUGGUCAGCUUGAUUUUCAUUGUCUUGCUGCGAUUCCUGGCUGGCAUCAUGGUCUGGGUCAUGAUUGUUUUGGUUAUUCUAGUCAUCGGAUAUGGGAUUUUCCACUGUUACAUGGAGUUUGCGAGUCUGAAGGGAGAGCCGGGUGCUGACGUUACCAUCCGUGACCUGGGCCUGCAGACGGACUUCUCUGUCUACCUGCAGAUCAGACAGACCUGGCUGGCCUUCAUGAUCAUCCUGGCUAUUGUGGAGGUCAUCAUCAUCCUGCUACUCAUCUUCCUCAGGAAGAGAAUCCUGAUUGCCAUCGCCCUCAUCAAAGAGGCCAGCAGAGCUGUUGGGCAUGUGAUGUCUUCACUGUUCUACCCACUGCUGACCUUUGCCCUCCUGGCCGUGGUGAUUGCUUACUGGGCCAUCACUGCUGUUUUCUUGUCCACCUCUAAUGAGCAGGUGUACAAAGUAUUCAACAACUCUGAGUGUGAGUACUCACGAGAGACCUGCGACCCCAAGACAUUCAACACCUCCAACAUUUCAACUCAGUGUCCUGAUGCAGAGUGCCUGUUUGCCUUCUAUGGUGGGGAGACCCUCUACCACAAAUACCUCAUCCUGUUCCAGUUCUACAAUGUCUUCCUCUUCUUCUGGUGCGCCAACUUUGUGACGGCCCUGGGCCAGGUCACUCUGUCGGGGGCCUUCGCCUCGUAUUACUGGGCCUUCAAGAAGCCUGAAGAUAUCCCUGCCUUCCCCAUCUUCGCCUCGCUGGGACGGGCUCUCCGAUACCACACAGGCUCCCUGGCUUUUGGCUCUCUGAUCUUGUCUAUGGUCCAGGUCAUCAGGGUCCUUCUGGAGUACCUCGAUCACAAGUUGAAAGGUGCUCAGAACAAGUUUGCUAAAUUCCUGCUGAGCUGCAUGAAGUGCUGCUUCUGGUGUCUGGAGAAAUGUAUCAAGUUCCUUAACAGAAAUGCCUACAUCAUGAUUGCCAUCUAUGGAAAAAGCUUCUGUCCCUCAGCUCGAGAUGCCUUUUUCCUUCUCAUGAGAAACAUCAUCAGGGUGGCUGUUUUAGAUAAAGUAACUGACUUCCUGUUGUUUCUUGGGAAGCUCCUCAUCGUUGGAAUUGUUGGGAUCUUCUCUUUCUUCUUCUUCUCUGGAAGAAUUAAAGCAGUGGAGGAGGCUGCUCCAUCUCUGAACUAUUACUGGGUGCCAAUACUGACGCUGGUAGUGGGAUCCUACCUCAUCGCCCAUGGCUUCUUCAGCGUGUACGCCAUGUGUGUGGACACACUGUUCCUCUGCUUCUGUGAGGACUUGGAAAGAAACAACGGCUCGUCUGAAAGGCCUUACUUCAUGUCCCCCGAGCUGCACGAAAUCCUCUCCAAAACAAAGAGGCUGGAGGAAAAUGGCGAUGCUGUUGAGCAGGCGGAUUCUGCCAAGCCGGCGGACGAGGUGAAGUUGGAGGAAGAGACCCCUCUUCAGCAGCAACAAGACGGAGAGAUCCAACUUAAACAGCAGACAGUGCUAAAGCAGGACAACGAAGAGGAGCAGCCUCUGCAGUCCAAAACGGAUGCCGAAGAGCCAAAAGAGGAGAAAAAAGAAGAAGAAAAAGUAAGCGAGGCAGAGGAUGCUGAAAAGAAAGAAGAACCGGAGGAAAGAGAAGAGGUGAAAGAAGCAGCAGAAAAGCAAGAGUUGAAACAGGAGGAAAAGCCUGAAGAGGUGUCGCCUCCUGCUGUGGAGGCUGAGAAAGAGGAGACUGGUGAAAAGAAAGAGGAGAAAGACGAAGAAAAUCCACCGUCUGCACCACAGGAGUAGACGUUAGCAGUAAUGUAAGGGCAAAAAUAAAAAAACAAGGUGUGGUAAACCUCAUAAAGCAUUAAGAAUGAAAAAACUGUACUGCAACUUUGUGAUAUGGACCUGUUAAAUGUACGGCAUACAACAAGCUAAAAUUUCAGAUCGCCUUGCUAUUUGAGUGGUGUGACGUCAAGCUGGAGAAGGUCGUGGAGGUCGUGAAGGUCGAAGCAGGUCAAAGCCCAGUGCAUCUCUGUAGCUUGAAAAAAUGCUCUGUUGUGUUGGUUUUAGAACAGUGUUGGUUUUUAUAUUGUGAAGAUCUGUAGAACUUUGUGAGUGCUAAACCUGUGCCUGAUUACUGUCACUAAUAGUUAUUGUCUUAAUCCUGUUAUGCACUACAGAACCACCAAGUACCGUGUUUACAGUCAGAACAAACACAUCUCAAUCGAUGGUGAAUCUCUUUCACUGUUUACAAUAAUACCAGCUGACGCCAAAAUGUUACAGACAUAUUUGAUAUACUGUAUGAAUAUUGGAUCUUUUUUCCGUUAUGGGACUUGUAUAUAUACAGUAGUGUAUGUCCAUUAUGUAUUUUUUGGCUUCAGUCUAGAUGGGAUCCCAUGUAUUGUAUUGCCACCUACUUGCCUUGGUAUUUCGGACUGGCGUAAGUGCUGUGAAUGUCUCGCCAUGACGCAGCCUUUGUGACCUCUCUGCAGACCCCAACAGUUGUUUACUGAUCCCACCUGCCUUGCCCUGUCCCUGUCCUCUCUCUGUCUCUCUGUCUUUCUAAGUGCUGCAUGGUGUUGACAUGGCCUUCUGAAUGCUCGCGGCUAACAUCUUAAGUCUCUGGAUGCUUUUGUACUUUUUUCCCCUGUUUGUCAACUUGUGAAAGAUGUAAGUUGAUUUUCCACUAAAAUUACUGAUGACAUUCCAUAUUUAUUGGAUGUAAAUCUUGAUUAAAGGUGAUUGUAUUUAAUCAUAGUAGUUCUGUUAUGGGUAAACACAUGAGUUUCAAGGUGGUUUGGAGUUUUGAAAACAGGUGAGUUUGCAUUUCCAACAAAGUCAGCCCGAACUUUGAUUUUGUCUUAAAGGGGCACUCCAACAGUUUUACAUGUUAAAUUCACUUUACUUGUAGAGUCCUACUCUUUUCUUAGGCUCUGGAGGAUGAAUUUUUUUACUCGUUGGGAUUGGGGGCUACACAUUUUCACCAUAAAGCCUGUGUUACAUACUGGGGCCCUAACAUUUUAAAGGAGUGUGCAUACAACAAGAUAACAAAAAGAUUUGCAUUAUGGGAAUUAUAGUAUCGUGAGUUUUAAGAACUUGAGCCAUCUUAGGGACUAAAAUCAGAAUAUCUUUGGCUCUACGACAUUGAUUUAGAGCAGUGGAUCCCAACAUUUUUGGCUUAUGAUGUUAAAUAAAGCAAUGUCAAUGUCCUAAUCUAAGGAUUUUUAGAUACCUGAAGAGGCAGUAUCCAGAAUAUUUGGAGUCCCUUCUAGAGGCCCAACCUGCAGAUUGGCAGUAGUAAAGUACCUUAAUGCCACCUGAAAACAUUGUUUUUGCUGACCUCUCGUGGUUUAUCUUAUCACCUUGCUGGAGGGAUGUUCAGGUUUUCUCCAGGACUCUGUGACUCUGUUGUGUGUGGUUACGAGCAGAACAAAGCACACUUCAAACCACACCCAACAGACUUGAAAUUUUCAGGAAGAAAUCAAAACACUGCUUUCAGCCUGGUGUUCAGUUACUCUUCAACUGUUUCCCUUACCUCAUGGAAGUGCAGUAUUAAAUUACUGGAGUGCCCCUUUAAUUCUUAACCAGCUGAUAGGCAAAACAUAUAUCAUGCACCGACUUUCUAAAUAAUAGAUGGUCAAUGCAUGAAUACAAGAACAGUUAAAAUUACUUAGUGUUAGCAUGCUGUUGAUAAAAUGUUGUUUAACUGCUUUUGUUCAUG
This is a messenger RNA of Morone saxatilis (striped sea-bass), 4601 nucleotides long. RefSeq names its product solute carrier family 44 member 2 (gene slc44a2). Gene Ontology annotation, molecular function: choline transmembrane transporter activity. The transcript is spliced from 22 exons. The record is from RefSeq and is a predicted model, not a curated record. Lineage: Eukaryota; Metazoa; Chordata; Actinopteri; Moronidae. Gene Ontology annotation, biological process: choline transport; transmembrane transport. Bases 167 to 2683 code for a protein of 838 amino acids. Gene Ontology annotation, cellular component: membrane.